GCCGAGUAGUGCUGCCGCUGGGAAUGGCGGGCAGGCGGCAGGUAGUAGCCUGGAUCAGCAAGGCGGAAUGGGAGCAGGUCCUGGAAUAUCUGUACAGCCGGGACUGCAAGCUCCAGCGGGACGCGCUGCACCAGAUCUCCGCGUGGAAGAGCAGGUAUGGGAACAGCAUGCCACUGGCUGUAGAGUGCACUGCUGAUCUGGUGCGGUGCAAAAUCCUGGAUGUUAGCGGCGGCAUGGGAGAACAAGAGCUGGAGUUACUUUAUGGAUUGGCACUGGUCAGGUUUGUAAAUAUAAUCACAGAACCGAAACAGAAAAACAUUGCAAUUCCCUUAAGGCGCCUGGCUAAUGAGCUGAAGAUUCCAGAAUGGGUGGUAAACCUACGUCACAGCGCAACUCACGGGAAGUUGCCCAAACUGAGUCUGUGCCGCAAAGGUUGGGAUUUUGUGAUGGAUUGGCUGAGACGUGAAUAUUGGUCCCGUCAGCUGGGUAACUCCUCAAAUCCUCAGUGGAUGUCUGAAGAGGACAAUGAUUCAGAAGAAGCUGAAGAAGUCCUUCCCACGUUGUCGCUAAAAGAACAGAAACUGCAAACUCUCAAUGCAAAGCUCCGAGAGUCGUUACAGUCCUACACAAGUGAGCAGUUUAAGAUUUUUGAAGAACAACAGACUGAUUCUGCUCGAAAACCGUGGACUGCCACAGCUAAUCUGGAGUGGAUUAUAGCACAAGUCAAAGAGCUGGUGCAUCAAAACAGCAUUCAGACUGCUGUAGAUGUUUUCCUUCAAGACGGUUUCCUUAUACCUACUGGAAAACAGCUAUCGACCCUGAAGAUAGAGCCAGAUGAGGUUGAGGACCUACGCCUCCCCCGCACCCUCCUACGGUUUUGGCAACCACUACUAAAAGUCUUACACUCCCAGACAUUCACUCAGGAACUACUGGAGAAAAUGUUUGCUGGCGUGGGAAAUUACAAGAAGAAGGCACAGGUCCGGGAGCACUACCUAAUCUGCUGGAUUGCUGAAAUUUUAACAGCAAAUUACAGAGCAGAUAAAAAAUACAUGGUCGGGUCUCGUAACCAGACCCAUGUGAAAAGCAAAUGGAAGUUCUUUUCUCACAGUGUGUCUUUACAAUGGAAAAAGCUGAUUCAGAAGUGCCUUGAAUUUCCAUGCCAGACGACCCCACAAGUUCUACAGCUGAUUUUUUCAAAUACAAAAAAUCACUUGCCAUUGGCCACUCAAGAAAAGUUGCUGUGUCUCUGCUCAAUCUACAUCCAGGAUGCAGGUGCUGAUGGUUCGGUAGACUAUAGUGAUCAGCCUAUCUACACAGUGGAGAGCUUACAGUGGAAAAUAAAGCAGGAUACUAAAACCAGAUCCUUCAAGCACUGGGCAAGAUCCCAGCCUGACGAGGAGGAGGAAGAGAUGAGUGAGCAAACGGAGGAUGAGGAGAUGAUCACAGAGCCGUACGAGGAAUACAUUCAGAUGAUAAACAGGAAGGCCGCAGCUGAGAGGAGAGCAGCGCUAGAGGGCUCUGCCUGGGGGGUCAGCUCAGAAUUUGUGAAGUGGGGCGAGUAUCCACUAGGAGUAGUCCCUGGGCAGACGGAAGACCCUGGCUGCCUCUUGAUUGACAGUUAUUCUAUGAUGUCUGUGCUAGAACAGCAGGACUCUGAGUCCCGGAGCAUUCCAAUCAGUUCUCCCGCUGUCACUACUGCGGCCAACAAGAUGUACUGGAGCCAGCGUGAACUGAAUCACAUUAAAGCCGGGCUGCGGCUCUUCUGAAGAUCUGUAUUCACCUGCAAAGACUCAUUCCAACCGGUCGGUGACAUGACUUGUGAAAACCUUCAUAUUGAACUUGCCAAGAUUUGUUUUGUUACACCAAGGCUUUUUUUUUUUUUUCUUUUUUGGUAAUGUUUCAUUUUUAUGCUUAAUUCCACCCCACACCUUCAGAGUUAUACUUGGUUUUUAAUACAGAGCGUGUGUGGUGCACACUUUCCUAGUGCCAAAUCUGUAUAUUGGCUGUGAGAUUGAGUCGUAUUCAGAUAUAAUUGCAGUGCCUCAUGGAGGUUGUAUUCCAUGAGGAGCAACAAAGAAACCAAUCCAAAAUAUAUCUUCAUUAAGCGCUCAUGCACACAAACGUAUUUUUUUUGUCCAUAUCCGAUCUGAAGACUUCAAAAAGGGUUGUGGAGUCAGAGCUAGUUUUGGGUGUAAUUGGUAGAAAAGUCCUGACUACGACUCCAGCUUAAAGAAAUAUUAUCUGUUGCUAAUAUUGUGUAAUUUAUUAACUUUCAUGGAAAUUUUGAAAAGUUUAUAUAUAUUUUGUUCUAUCAAUCUAAAGGUGCAUUUACAUGCAUAGACUGAGCAGGCUAUGACCGGGAAGGGACCGUUCAUUCUCAAUAAUUGCCUACUUGUCAGUGGAGGUGAAGAGCUGGAUUUACAUGCAGCAAUCUCCUCUACUGCCAUUGCUCGUCCUCACACAGAUUCAUAGUUUUUUGGCAGCACAAUCUGCUGCCCAGAAAUAAUGAUUUAAUGUGCUGCAUGAAGGAUGAACUUACCCGGUGAAUGUGUUUAGCUCGAUCAGGUGAUCCACAGCACAGUUACAUGAACCUAGUUUCAGGAGCGAGCAUUUGUAGUAGUUUGUUCCUGAUAAUUGGCCCUACGGUUGUGUGGCGUAAAUCUGCUAGAAGACCCCUAUUUAUCAAAAACAGGGGUCAGCAGGGUGUUCCAGUGGUAGUAAUCGGUUUCCACCUCUCCAGUUUUCUCACUUGUACCUUGCUGCUCCAAGGCCCUUCAUUACAAUUAGGGAUGUAAUUGUAUAAAACUGAAUACUGUACGGAGCGAGCGUGCUGUACAGUAUUAGAAUGUAUUGGCUCCGAUGAGUCAAAGUUAUUACUUCGCGAAGUCUCGAUUUGAUUUCUAUAGUAGAAAACCAUUUCCCAAACUCUGGUUUGGUUCCAAGUGGUACCUUGGAACAGAACCAGAGUUCGGGAAAUGUUUUUUUUUUUUUUUUUUUACAAUAGAAAUCAAUUUAUUAAGUUAUUACGCAAAGUUUUGCGAGUCUUGCGAAGUAAUAACUUCGG
This is a messenger RNA of Bufo bufo (common toad), 3064 nucleotides long. RefSeq names its product LAS1 like ribosome biogenesis factor (gene LAS1L). The record is from RefSeq and is a predicted model, not a curated record. The coding region runs from base 24 to 1766 and encodes 580 amino acids. Gene Ontology annotation, cellular component: Las1 complex; preribosome, large subunit precursor. Lineage: Eukaryota; Metazoa; Chordata; Amphibia; Anura; Bufonidae. Gene Ontology annotation, biological process: maturation of 5.8S rRNA; maturation of LSU-rRNA. Gene Ontology annotation, molecular function: endonuclease activity. The transcript is spliced from 13 exons.